Messenger RNA from Gorilla gorilla gorilla (western lowland gorilla), 1014 nucleotides. It is a transcript of the gene MRPS6, whose product is annotated as mitochondrial ribosomal protein S6. Gene Ontology annotation, molecular function: small ribosomal subunit rRNA binding; structural constituent of ribosome. The record is from RefSeq and is a predicted model, not a curated record. The transcript is spliced from 3 exons. Bases 208 to 585 code for a protein of 125 amino acids. NCBI's taxonomy places the organism in Eukaryota, Metazoa, Chordata, Mammalia, Primates, Hominidae. Gene Ontology annotation, biological process: translation. Gene Ontology annotation, cellular component: ribosome; mitochondrial small ribosomal subunit.
GGGGCGGGGCGCGCCGAGGGGGCGUGGCGCGGCGUCUGCGCAGCUGCCAGCGCCUUUAAGCCCGGGCUCGCUCUGCCGGACCGUGCUUUCGCCGCCUGGGAGCCGUCCGGCGCAGCAGUUUCUAGGUCCCUACUGUCCCCGCCGUCCCGCCCCUUCGUGUCCCGGGAACCGGCUGGCUUCCGAGCCGCACUCGCCGAUCCUCCAGGCAUGCCCCGCUACGAGCUGGCUUUAAUCCUGAAAGCCAUGCAGCGGCCAGAGACUGCUGCUACUUUGAAACGUACGAUAGAGGCCCUGAUGGACAGAGGAGCAAUAGUGAGGGACUUGGAAAACCUGGGUGAACGAGCGCUUCCUUAUAGGAUCUCUGCCCACAGUCAGCAGCAUAACAGAGGCGGGUAUUUCUUGGUGGAUUUUUAUGCACCCACCGCAGCUGUUGAAAGCAUGGUGGAGCACUUGUCUCGAGAUAUAGAUGUGAUUAGAGGGAAUAUCGUCAAACACCCUCUGACCCAGGAACUAAAAGAAUGUGAAGGGAUUGUCCCAGUCCCACUCGCAGAGAAAUUAUAUUCCACAAAGAAGAGGAAGAAGUGAGAAGAUCGCCAGAUUUUAGCCUUAUAUGUAAUUCCUUCACAUUUGGGCAGCAUGGACGAGAAGGAAGAGUUUGCAAGUUUGGCCUUUAUAUAAGCAUGUGUUGCAGGUGCUGUUUGAUUUUUCUAAGGUAUUUUUAGCCCUUGAUCCCCUUUGCUUGUGAGAGGUGGGGAACUGCUCACUGACAGCUUCUCUGUAACCUGCAGUACCAGUGGAUCAUUCUUGAUUUUGUUUUCAUUAGUGUCAUUUCUUUGUCAGUGAGGACUUUUCCCCUUACAACAGUAACACCAUUUUUUGAAGAGCAAAACUUAUAAUACCUCCUGGGAUUGUGAGCUAGUCAUUCAGCCUGUGUAACCAUGCGGAAAUAAAAAUUGACGACCAAUGUAUUAUAUGGACAACUUUUGCUUUGAGUAAUAAACUUGAUUGUAGGAA